This is a messenger RNA of Uranotaenia lowii, 1073 nucleotides long. RefSeq names its product calcium load-activated calcium channel. Gene Ontology annotation, cellular component: endoplasmic reticulum membrane; endoplasmic reticulum; cytoplasm. NCBI's taxonomy places the organism in Eukaryota, Metazoa, Arthropoda, Insecta, Diptera, Culicidae. The record is from RefSeq and is a predicted model, not a curated record. Bases 169 to 720 code for a protein of 183 amino acids. Gene Ontology annotation, molecular function: calcium channel activity. The transcript is spliced from 4 exons. Gene Ontology annotation, biological process: endoplasmic reticulum calcium ion homeostasis.
UGCUCCUAUAAUGACGUUUUUCGUACCCCGUCAGCUAGCACAGCAGAUAUUUUGGGAAUUGCUCUAAAUUGAAAUUUUUAUUAACAUUGAAAUCUAUACGUAAACUGCACAAAAUCUAGGUAAUUUAGCCAGUCAGCUAAUCCGGAAGCCGAUUCGCACUGAGUAACCAUGUGGUCAGAUACGCUACUGAUUGUUUUCAUCUCUAUUUGUACGGCUUUUCUCGGCGAAGGAUUAACUUGGCUCAUGGUUUACCGCACCGAAAAGUAUCAGAAGUUAAAGACGGAAGUGGAAAAACAAAGCAAAAAAUUGGAAAAACGAAAAGAAAUCCAUGGGGACUCCCUGGAUAAAUCUCACAAGAAGAAAAUCGAACGCGAUGAGGAAAAGCUCAAGAAUAACAAUCGGGAUCUGUCGCUGGUCAAGAUGAAGUCGAUGUUUGCCACCGGUUUUGCAUUCACAGCUCUCCUCAGUAUGUUCAACAGCAUUUUCGAUGGUCGCAUUGUUGCCCGGUUGCCAUUCGUACCGAUCUCCUGGAUCCAGGGACUCAGUCAUCGCAAUUUGCCCGGAGACGAUUAUACCGAGUGUUCGUUCAUCUUUUUGUACAUUCUCUGUACCAUGUCCAUUCGGCAGAAUAUUCAGAAAUUGCUCGGAUUUGCCCCAUCGCGUGCAGCUAGUAAACAGGCCGGCGGAUUAUUCGGACCAACCCCAGGCCAAUUCAAGUAAAGGCAUCAUUGUUGUCGAUUUUCUUUCCAGUUUGCGGGAAAGAUCUCAUCAUCGUUUCCAAAAAGUCAAAAAUUAUGCCCUUCCUUUGUGUAUUGGCGAAACAUGCAAUCAACCAAAACAACGAGGUAUAUUUAAAAACAAAACCUGUUCUUUGUGAAAGGAAAUUAUUACUAGUGCAUUUCAUUUCGUUAACAUUUAUUCAGCGAAUCGUCGCUUUUAUUUAAUUAAAGACUAGAUAAUUACGUUAGCCACUACUCAUUACUGUAAAUGAAUUGCAUCCAAUAGCAUGAAAAAUGGAAAACAUGAUGAACAAAACGUAAAAAAAUAAAACCAAUCCACUAGAAAUAGCUUAA